AUGGAGGUGGGUGGUGGAGAGAAGGAAGGCAGCUGGCUGACAGUGACCGGCGAUAUGGAUGGGAGACCGCGGUGGCGCGGCUUCUUCGCGAGCGCCUACGUCGUGGUGAAUCUGUCACUGGUUCAAGUGUCUUUGGCAAGAAGGCAAGGCCACAGGGCGAUAUGGAUGGGUGCGUCGGGGUGCUGUUAUUCAAGAAGGCAAGGCCACAGGGCUCUACCUCCUCUGCGACCCCGUCGCGAGGAAGUGAGCCGAGCUGCCGCGGGUGCCCGACGGGUACUGCAUGAACGGCGACUCGGAGUACGGCUUCUACUUCCACCAGCCGUUCGGCGAGUAAGUUCUGGCUCCUCUGCCGCACGCAGCCUCACCCGGCGCAUCUGGUACAUCGUCUGUCUUCACUGGCAGAGUAGGGAGAAGGGAAAGAGAGGAGGGAGAAGGGUGGUACUGCAUAAACCAGAGAUCCGAUCCUGCCAUGGGGGACGACGACGCGAGGGCCAAGAGGAUAAGGCCGGAGGAGGAACCCCGCCGCCAAGAACUGCCGCCCAACGGAGCCGAUCUGAUCAGCCCCUCCCCGACCAGGUCCUCGGGAACAUCAUCACCCUUCUCUCCACCAGGGAAGGCGCCCGCACGCAGGCCGUCUCCCGGCGCUGGCGGCCCCUCUGGCGCGCCACGCCCCUCAACCUUCAGGUGGACUACGGCCUCUGCUGGCGGUGGCAGGACGCCAAGGUCGACGUCCCGGCCACCACCAAGAUCCUCGCCGGCCACGCCGGGCCCGGCCGGCGCUUCGUGCUCCUCGGCCUCAACAUCCCCAACCGCGCCGACACCGUCGACGGCUGGCUGCGCUCGCGAGCCCUCACCGGCCUCCGGGAGAUAAGGUUAAGCUACUCAUCUGCGGGCGCGCUGCCGCCGUCCGCGUUACGGUUCGCGGCCACCCUCCGCGUGGCUAAAUUUGGCUAUUGCCACUUCCCCAACGAGGUCGCGACGUCGCUGAAAUUUCCCCACCUCAGGGAGCUUUCCCUGUUCGAGGUCACCGUAUCGGAGGAGGUCCUUCAUAGCCUGCUCUCUGGCUGCUACGUUCUGGAGAUCCUCUUGCUGGAGCGCAAUGCCGGCUUUGCCCGCCUGCGCAUUAGCUCGCCAACUCUGAGGAGCAUCGGCUUCAGUGGACCUUGGGAAGGAGAAGGCUCGGAGGCCACCAAGUUCCAGGAGCUGGUCGUCGAGGACGCUCCUCGCCUUGAGAGAUUGUUGCCACUUCACCCCGACCGGGGUCCGGCAACCGUCCGUGUGAUGAGCUAGGGCACCUAAACUCGAGAUAGUGGGAUUGCUUUCAGCUGCCAUCUCCAAACUCGAGUUUGGAACCACAGCUUUUCAGGAAAUGAUUGCCCUAAGCAUGGGAACCUCGAUGGAGACUGUAAAGGUUUUGGCCCUUGAGUCUUUGGGACCUAAUCUGGACUCAGUUGUCGACUUCCUCAAAUGUUUCCCCUGUGUGGAGAAACUAUAUAUCAAGUUUAACCGACUAGAGACUGAAAAACGUACGAACCUAUAAUCUACUAGAUCCGACCGAAUGCCUUGAGCUUCAUCUCAAAAAAGUGGUCGUCAACGAUUGUCGUGGCAUGGGACCAGAUGUUGACUUCAUCAAGUUCUUCGUUUUGAAUGCAAAGGUGCUAAAGGAAAUGUAUUUGGGAGUCGUCCCCAGCUGCAACGACAAGUGGAUGGCUAAUCAACGUAGACUACUUCAACUGGACAACAAAGCUUCACCAGGCGCUCGAUUUGCAUUUGACAAUCGUGCUGCAGGCGAUUCUCACCCCCAAAAUUUGGAACGAUGAUCCCUUUGAGUGGUUUGACCAGCAAAAUUUCCUUAGAUUUGCCAGAAUUUUGGAUUGAUCGGAAACUGGACCAACUAGCUUGUAAUAUUUUUGUAAUGCCGUAAGGGUGUGCAUGGCGGAUAGUGGGGAGCCAAAAUAAUGCUGGAGAAUUUGAUUGUUGUUCAUAUGAAAAACUUUUAAAACUGUUGGAACCGUUAGUUUUUUGGGUGUCAAAUAAGGAACUUUCUCUUAAAA
Panicum virgatum (switchgrass) is the source of this 2054-nucleotide messenger RNA. Its product is annotated as F-box/LRR-repeat protein At1g06630-like. The transcript is spliced from 4 exons. Gene Ontology annotation, molecular function: protein binding. NCBI's taxonomy places the organism in Eukaryota, Viridiplantae, Streptophyta, Magnoliopsida, Poales, Poaceae. The record is from RefSeq and is a predicted model, not a curated record. Bases 1 to 1290 code for a protein of 429 amino acids.